AUACUCUUAAUUUUAAUUGACGAUUUAUUAGCAAAAUUUGGGGUAUUGAAGGCGCGCGGCUGUGGUAGCGCCACGGGUGCCGCAAAAUUCGGAACCACCGUGUCUCCGCCGGCGUCCGCUUUAUUGUCCACACAGAUCAGAAGCUAACAACAACGCUCCGCUCUGUUACUCUCUCCACCGACGGAAACGAGAGAGAAACACAAGAAGAGGACAGGACAGGACGCAUAGUACGACAAAGCGAUGGAUCAUUACAAGGUAUUAGGGGUGAGCCGUCAGGCGAGCAAGGAAGCGAUCAAGCAAGCGUUCCGGAAAUUGGCGGUGGAAUUCCACCCGGACAAGCACGUCAACUCCCCGCCGCACGUGAGAGAACGCGCCACCUCCAAUUUCAAGCAGCUCUCCGACGCCUACGACACCCUAAUGGACGACCGCAAGCGCGCCGAUUACAACAUCCGCUCCUCUACCUCUUCUUCCUACGGAAAUAAUAAUUAUAGUCGCAGUUCUGGCAGUUAUUAUCAAUAUCAGAGUAGUAGUUAUGGAAAUUCCCGCGGGAAUGGCAGUAAUUAUGGUUAUACCUACAGCCGCCAUGCUUCGGACGGCAUGGUUACCAAAAUGGAGAUGCUUCUCCGCUUCAUGACCACUCGGACUUUUCUUCUCAACGUUGCCUUAGCUGGUUUUUUGUUAGGUGCCUCGGUUGCAAUUGAUGCUGGAGGGGAGGCUCUGUGGAAGGUGCAGAACUCUGGAAAAUCAUUUGAAGAAGCUAUGGAGUCUAUAGAAAAGGCCAAAGGGUUUGACGAUAAACAAUGAAGGUUUCUUCCCUUGUUUGUAUGCUUGUCUCAUUGCAUUGGAUAUUGCACGGAGAGCUACAUCAAAGGCUCUGGAAUUGUACUGACAGGAACUGGAACCAAAAAGCACGUAAAAGAUGGCUGGUGGUGUUAUUGCUUGUUCCAUUUGUCAGGGUGCAACACAGGAGAGAGUUCGCUUGUGUACAGGAACCUAAAAAAUGAGCUCAUGUUGAUUGGGCCAUUUGGGCGCACGGAUGUGUACAAACUUAAAGAUAAGGCAAGUUCAUGUAUUUUUAUAGAAAAAUGUUAUUUUUCCAUAUUAAAACCAGUUGGAUAAUAUAUAUUACUUGUCACAAAUGUUAUGUA
Messenger RNA from Ipomoea nil (Japanese morning glory), 1148 nucleotides. Its product is annotated as chaperone protein dnaJ 72. The record is from RefSeq and is a predicted model, not a curated record. The transcript has 3 exons. Lineage: Eukaryota; Viridiplantae; Streptophyta; Magnoliopsida; Solanales; Convolvulaceae. The coding region runs from base 241 to 804 and encodes 187 amino acids.